AUGAUAUCGAUUGACAAGGAGCGAGCUAUCAUAGCUAUGAAAGCCUGGGCUUCAUUUGUUCAACUGGCUUCUCGGACUAGGACUGCUCCAUUCGAGACCCUGGCGGAUUAUGUACCGGCUCGCGUGAUUGAUUCCGGAGAGUUAUUCUGGUUUGGCACUCUCACAUUCGGAAUGGGCCUGACUAUACCAGAUGAUGAGCUAGACAUCUGUAUGGAACUCGCUAGACCUGGGUACGCCGUCUUGGGUCUCACAAAUGACCUCUAUUCGUGGGAAAAGGAACGACGUGCUGCCAAGCGAGCAAAUCAGGAUUACGUUUUCAACGCUGUCUGGGUGAUCAUGCAAGAGCGUUCAGUCGACGAACAGAAAGCAAAGACGAUCUGUGUAGAGGAAAUACAAAAGUACGCCGCCGAGUAUUGUCAAAUUGUUGAGGAUACAAAGGAGAACCUGGAACUUUCCAAAGAUGUGCGGACCUACAUCGAGGCAGUAAAAUUCAGUUGCAUUGGGAAUCUGGUCUGGAGUAUAUACUGCCCGAGAUACCGCAAGUUUUGA
Messenger RNA from Diaporthe amygdali, 549 nucleotides. RefSeq lists its product as uncharacterized. Lineage: Eukaryota; Fungi; Ascomycota; Sordariomycetes; Diaporthales; Diaporthaceae. The record is from RefSeq and is a predicted model, not a curated record. Bases 1 to 549 code for a protein of 182 amino acids. The transcript has 2 exons.